GCAUCGCAUCGCUCUAUACGAGGUUUGGCCGUUCAUUGCCUUGUCAGCUGCCUCGCGCUCGCAGUUGCAGAACAGAGUGCUUAAAAGCGUCAACAGACUAGAUGAACUACUAUCAAAGCGCCCGCGCAGAUAGCCAUAUGGUACUAGACGCUGAGACGCUUGACCAAGUCUACGAACCAAACAGUCGAAGUUGCAGUUGAGUGAAAGAUGAUGAAACGAUACUCAUAUUAGAUUACCCCCAUGUAUGAUAGGUAUCUAGGUACCGGUAGUCUGAUAAUGCGAUCAGGCAAGCCACUCAAGUGUGUGGCAUUGAGGGGUGAUGGAGGACAAACCAUUUCUCAUCCAUGUUCUUCACCUCUACAUCACGGUAAUAACUUCCAGUUCGAAACAAUCAUCUUAAAUGCCGCUAACCAUGGUGACGAUGAGAGUACUACCGCCACCAUGGAUGACUAGAGCUGCUGUUAAAAGGGCAGAUACGCUCAACAAGAUCCGUCCCGAAUGGAGACUCAGUUCUCAAGAUCUUGCUAGAGCCGAAAAUCAGAGAGACCUCACAGGGUCCUUCAUUCAACAAUUACUCGAGGCCGAUGAGAUUUCGAUCAUCAUGACAGACAGUACCCAACUGGUCGAGGGCAUUAGAGAGGCUAGGUUGACAGCUGUCCAGGUCACAAGAGCUUUCUGUAAGACUGCUGCUAUUGCCCACCAGAUCAAUAACUGCCUCCAUGAAAUAUUCUUCGAUGAAGCGCUCGAACGAGCAGCUUGGCUCGAUGCACAUUUCGUCAAGAAUCAGUCCACUGUUGGGCCACUACAUGGACUACCGAUCAGCUUGAAAGACCAGUUUCAUGUCAAAGGUGUUGACACUACAAUGGGCUAUAUUGGCUGGAUUGGUAGUAACUUAGGCAUCUCUGAUCCGAAGCAAGUCCAUCAAAUCGAGAGCCAGAUUACCACUGAACUCUUAUCUCUUGGCGCAGUCUUAUACUGCAAAACUAGUCUGCCACAGACGCUGCUACUCGGCGAGACCAAAAACAAUCUGAUCGGCGAGACGCUGAAUCCAAACAACCGGCACCUAUCGUGCGGUGGCUCUUCAGGCGGUGAGGGUGCAUUGCAGGCACUUCGAGGCAGCAGUCUCGGUCUCGGCACAGAUAUAGGAGGCUCUGUGCGAAUACCCGCUGCUUUCAACGGAAUAUACUCCUUAAAACCCACUCCAGAGAGACUUUCAUAUCGCUGUGUCGCGAAUAACAACCCCGGGGAGAAUACGUAUCGCUCCACAGUAGGCAUUUUGAGUACUUCCCUAGGGGGUCUGGAUCUGUUACUACGCGCAAACCUCUCUACCAAACCAUGGCUCAGGGACCCAGCGGUAGUCCCCAUACCAUUUCGGAAUGAAAUAGUGAGAGAGUACGAACUACGUGCCAACCCUGACGGCACUGCUAACAGUGCUAUGCCAUUGAAAUUGGGCGUGUUAUGGACAGAUGGUGCUGCUCAGCCUCAUCCACCUAUAACCCGUGGAUUGAAGAUUGUCGUGGAAGCGAUGCGAAGUGCCGGACAUAAGGUUGUAGACUGGAACCCGCCGGACCAGACCAUAGGAAUAGGAAUUCAUUUGGCUUUCUUGCAUGCUGAUGGAGCGCACGAUAUUCAUGAACAGCUCGCCCUCUCGGGUGAACCACUUAUCCCAGACUUGCAGGAGUCUUUUAAGCUUAAAAGGCCGAUGGAUCUACUGCGGUAUCAAGACCUAACACUAAAAGGCCUUCAGUACGAGACAGAAUACUCUGAUUACUGGAAUUCUACAGCUGAGGAAGAUGGCCAAAUCGUCGACGCUGUCAUCAUGCCUGUGGCACCUCAUGCCGCUGUCAUCCCUGGAAAGUAUUAUCAUACCGGUUACACGGAAGUCAUCAAUCUACUGAAUUAUAGCGCUGUUGUUAUCCCCGUGACUAGAGCAGAUAAACAUAUCGACAUCCUCGAUGAUUCAUACCAACCUUCAAACGAGUUAGACCAAAAGAACUGGGAAGCUUAUGACCCAGAGAUAUACGAUGGUGGGCCAGUUGGCUUACAGAUCGUGGCACGCAAAUUCGAGGAGGAGAAAGUUCUUUCGAUCGCUAGGAUCAUUGUCUCCGCAAUGGAAACAUGGAAAGCGAUGAAGAGGGCUACAUUCUCAGCUGAUGACAGGACUGGCGAAGCUUAAUAAAUGCCACACUUUUCUAUGCCGACAUGAUUCAAAUAUGCAGGUUACGAACUUGGUGAAAAGGUCGCUAUAACGUACAGCAUAUUCAGACUACCUUUAACGUAAUUAUUAUUGUUUAACAAUGGCAUAUUUGGAUUAUUCCUUGCCGGUCGCCGAGCAAGUGUUCCCUUACAUUCGCUUAUCGGCAAUGUUCGCCUAGGCGUUAGCCCCAAUUACUCGCACACCAUGGGCAGCUAUAAUUGGUAAUAUUGACAUUGCUAGGCGAGGCUGUCCGUUGUUGGAACUAGGCGACUUGGCGGGAACUCGAUAGUAGGACGGCGAUGCUGAACUAAACGAGCCUCGAUGGAAUGGACCUCCACCUUCGUGGACCUAUAUGUUAAAACCAUAUAUAGGAUUCGCUUUUUUGCAUCGUGUGUGCCUGGGUCUGGUCCCUGGUAAUUAAAGGCUAAUCUCUACUAGUUAUAUAUCGCGUCGCUCUGGG
This is a messenger RNA of Xylaria bambusicola, 2657 nucleotides long. RefSeq names its product amidase signature domain-containing protein. Lineage: Eukaryota; Fungi; Ascomycota; Sordariomycetes; Xylariales; Xylariaceae. The coding region runs from base 401 to 2176 and encodes 591 amino acids. The record is from RefSeq and is a predicted model, not a curated record. The transcript has 10 exons.